GAUAAGUGUGGCCAAGACCAUCUCUACGUGGGUGACGUUCUCCCCUGAGGAGCAAUCCCCUUUUGCUGGACAUGCGUACAGAACCACGGUGCCAUGGACCCGAAGGAGAAGUGUCAGGAUGAGAUGACCUCAAGUUUGGGCCUUACCACAAAAAAGGCCCUCACAAUCCUGAGAGAUCAGUUGUCAGCGCUGCUGGAGGGACAUCAGAAGGAACGGAAAAAAGUGACUUCCUGGAAGGAGGUGUGGAGGAGCAGCUUUCUGUACCAUGGUAACCGUUGCUCCUGUUUCCACUGGCCUGGAGCAUCUCUCAUGCUUCUGGCAGUGCUGUUGCUGCUGUGCUGCUAUGGAAGCCAGCCACAGGGGAGCCAAGGUGCUGAGAUAGUUAAUGCCCUGGCACUCUUCCUCCUUCUCCUCCUGGACCUCUUCAUGAUCGGGCGGCAAGAGAGGCUGAAGUGCAGAGAGGUGGAGAGGAGACUUCAGACAAUCAUUGAUAAGAUAAAUGAUACACUUGGCAAAGAGGUGAAAUGGCCAGACUCCAUGUACCCCGACCUUCACAUGCCUUAUGCCCCAUCUUGGUCCCUCCAUUGGGCCUACAGGGAUGGUCAUCUUGUCAAUCUACCCGUGAGCCUGUUAGUAGAAGGAGAUGUCAUUGCUUUGAGGCCAGGCCAGGAGUCAUUUGCUUCUCUGAGAGGGAUUAAGGACGAUGAGCACAUUGUUCUGGAGCCAGGAGAUCUUUUCCCACCUUUCUCACCUCCACCUUCCCCGCGAGGAGAAGUGAAGAAGGGACCUCAGAAUCCUCAGCUGUAUCGUCUCUUCCGUGUCCUGAAAACCCCAAUAAUUGAUAAUGUGAGGUGGUGUCUGGAAAUGGCUUUGUCACGUCCUGUGACAGCCUUGGAUAAUGAGAGAUUCACUGUGCAGUCAGUAAUGCUGAAGUACGCGGUCCCCAUUGUACUGGCGGGCUUCCUGAUCACCAACGCUGUGCGCUUCAUUUUCCAAGCUCCUGGAAUUGCCUCUUGGCAGUACACUCUUCUCCAGCUACAGGUGAAUGGUGUCCUGCCCAUCCUUCCACUGCUCUUUCCUGUCCUGUGGAUUCUUGCUACAGCCUUUGGAGAAGCCAGAGUCUUGGCCCAGAUGAGCAAGACCUCAUCCACCUCCCUGCUUGCUAAGUUUUCAGAGGACACUCUCAGCAGCUACACAGAGAUGGUAUCUUCUCAGGAAAUGAUACGCUGUAUCUGGAGCCACUUCCUGUGUGUUUUAAAAGGCAAAUCUCCAACUCUGAGCUUCACCUCCAGCUUGCUCCAUAGUUUGGGAUCCGUCACUGUGCUCUGCUGUGUAGACAAGCAGGGAAUUCUUUCCUGGCCAAACCCCAGCCCAGAGACUGUUCUGUUCUUCAGUGGGAAGGUGGAACCACCUCAUGAUAGCCAUGAAGACCUGACUGAUGAGCUCUCUACACGGUCCUUCUGCCACCCUGAGAUGGAAGAAGAGCCCCAUGAAAGAGAUGCUUUGCUCUCUGGCCCCCUGGCAGACACAGUCCAUGUCACCAAUGAGCAAGAGAGAAACAACUGGUCUAGUGACCCUCCAAAGGCUCCCGAUGCCCAUGCCCACCGAAAGCCAAACAGCAGAAGCAAGCAUCCCUCUGGGUCCAAUGUGAGUUUUAGCAAGGACACGGAGGGUGGAGAGGAGGAACAUACUCAGGCUGGUGGUGGUGACAGUGAGGUGCUGGCCUGUGAGGCUGAAGACUUUGUGUGUGACUACCACCUGGAGAUGCUUAGCCUGUCCCAGGACCAGCAGAACCCCUCCUGCAUCCAGUUUGAUGAUUCCAACUGGCAGAUGCACUUGAAUUCCCUCAAGCCCCUGGGCCUGAAUGUGCUGCUCAACCUCUGCAAUGCCAGUGUGACGGAGCGGCUGUGCCGCUUCUCCGACCACCUCUGCAACAUCGCCCUGCAGGAGACUCACAAUGCUGUGCUGCCUGUUCACGUGCCCUGGGGCCUCUGUGAGCUUGCCAGGCUGAUAGGUUUCAUGCCGGGUGCCAAAGACCUUUUCAAGCAGGAGAACUAUUUGGCCUUAUAUCGCUUGCCAAGUGAUGAGGUGGUUAAGGAGACGAUACUGGGGAAGCUUUCGUCCAUCACCAAGAGGAGACCACCUCUGAGCCACAUGAUCAACCUGUUUGUGAAGGACACCACUACCAGCACUGAGCAGAUGUUUUCCCAYGGGACAGCCGACAUCAUCCUCGAGGCCUGCACGGACUUUUGGGAUGGCACUGAUAUCUACCCCCUCUCUGGCUCUGACAGGAAGAAGGUGCUGGACUUCUACCAGCGGGCCUGCCUCUCGGGGUACUGCUCUGCCUUCGCCUACAAGCCCAUGCACUGCGCCCUGUCCUCCCAGCUCAACGGCAAGUGCAUAGAGCUGGUGCAGGUGCCCGGGCAGAGCGCUAUCUUCACCUGCUGCGAGCUGCCYGGGACCACCCCCAUCAAGCAGAGCAGUCGGAGGAACAGUUGGAGCUCGGACGAAGGGAUUGGGGAAGUGAUGGAGAAAGAAGAUUGCAUCCAGGCUCUGAGCGGACAGAUCUUCAUGGGGAUGGUCUCGUCUCAGUAUCAGGCCCGUCUUGACAUUGUCCGCCUCAUUGAUGGAUUGGUCAAUGCCUGCAUUCGUUUUGUCUACUUCUCCUUGGAAGAUGAGCUCAAAAGCAAGGUGUUUGCUGAGAAGAUGGGUCUUGAGACUGGCUGGAAUUGCCACAUCUCUUUAACACCCAAUGGGGAUGUGCCUGGCUCAGAGAUUCCUCCCUCGAGCCCCAGCCACGCCGGCUCUCUGCACGAUGACCUUCAUCAGGUUUCUCGAGAUGAUGUGGAGGGGCUUCUGCUGAUGGAGGAGGAAGGGCACUCGGAUCUCAUCAGCUUUCAGCCCACAGACAGUGACAUCCCCAGCUUCCUGGAGGACUGUAACAGGGCCAAACUUCCCCGCGGGAUUCACCAAGUGAGACCUCAUCUGCAGAACAUAGACAACGUGCCUUUGCUGGUGCCACUCUUCACUGACUGCACCCCAGAGACCAUGUGUGAGAUGAUCAAGAUCAUGCAGGAGUAUGGGGAGGUGACCUGCUGUCUGGGAAGCUCUGCUAACCUGCGGAACAGCUGCCUCUUCCUGCAAAGUGACAUCAGUAUAGCACUGGACCCUCUGUACCCUUCCCGCUGCUCCUGGGAGACCUUUGGCUACGCCACCAGCACUACCAUGACUCACAUCUCCGAGGAGCUCACCCCGCUGCAGCUCUCAGGACAGCUGAACAGCCUGCCUUGCUCCAUGUCCUUUCGCCAAGAAGAGAGCACCAGCAUCAUCAGGCUGAUAGAGCAGGCCAGACACGCGACGUACGGGAUCCGCAAGUGUUUCCUCUUUCUGCUGCAGUGCCAGCUGACCCUGGUCAUCAUUCAGUUCCUCUCCUGCCUGGUGCAGCUGCCCCCGAUCCUCAGCACCACGGACAUCGUGUGGCUCUCCUGUUUCUGCUACCCGCUGCUCAGCAUCUCACUCCUGGGCAAGCCCCCCCACAGCUCCAUCAUGACCAUGGCAACGGGAAAAAACCUGACCUCCAUUCCCAAGAAGACUCAGCACUACUUCCUCUUCUGCUUCCUGCUGAAAUUCAGCCUGACCAUCUGCUCCUGCCUCAUCUGCUUUGGGUUCACGCUGCACGAGUCCUGCAAAGAGGUGAACACUACCAGCCUCAAUCUCACAGCCUGCUCCUCCAUCAUGCUGUACAGCAAUGCCGAUGGUGCUCCUGACUGGUUUGGGAUGUUUUCCAAUGCCCUUCUUGUAGCCCAGAAGCUUGUGGCCGGCCUGAUUGUCCUGCACACAGUGUUCAUAUCCAUCACCCACGUCCAUCGCACCAAGCCGCUGUGGAAGAAGAGCCCCUUCUCCAACCGCUGGUGGACGCUCACCGUGGCCGUCGUGUUGCUGGGGCAAGUGGCACAGACUGCGCUGGACCUGAAACUCUGGGAAAACCUCAGUUCUCCACUGACCUUUAGCUCUGUUCCCAUCUCUCCAGUCUCAUGGCUCCUGGGUUUUCUUUCCCUUGUCCUUGUGGUUAUCAUCAAUGAGAUUGUCAAGCUGCAUGAAAUCAGGGUCCGAGUCCGCUACCAAAAGAGGCAGAAGCUGCAGUUUGAAACAAAGCUGGGGAUGAAUUCUCCGUUUUAGCCCCUCCAGCUCGAGCUCCCUGGGCUGCGCAGCUGCAUCCCUACGGAGCAGGAGGCUCCGGGAGUUUCCCCUCGCACAUGCAAACCAGGUGGCCUCCUUGCAAAACCCCACGAGCAGCUUGUGGGGGGACCGGGGCAGGGCCCUGCUUGGGGGUCCCCCGGCAGGUUCGCAGCCUUCCCCUGCCCACGGCUGCAGCAGCCUGCAGGCUCCGCUGGCUGCUCCGCCUGCUCUUCCUUUAUUUAUUUAUUACCAGAGGUUUUUUGUGAGUAUCGUGGUGAUGCUGAAAUGAAGCGAUUCCUUCUCGCUGUGUGAGCAGAUGGAGUUUCCUGGGCCUGCCAGGAGAAUCUGGGCCAGCAGGGUUGGCAGGGGGCUGCCGAGGCACAAAAGCUCUGUUGAAAUUCCCUUUCCCUCCUUCCCUGUGCUCCUGGCUGCGUGUGCACACGCGCACGCCUGUGCAUGGCCCUGUCCACCUCUGGGGCCGGCGUCCCGGGACCUGCCCUCCAGUGCCGCUGCUCUGUUGGACAGGAGAGCAGCAAGGGCCCUAAGAACAAGUGUCUGCGCCUUCCCCUCGUGCUUUGGAGCACAGGGAGCUGGAGGGCAGCUCUGCGUGGCYGUAGGGAGGCAGCCCAGCCUCCUGCAGCCCCCCUGGAUCUGCUCCCGCUCUUAGAGGAGCUGCCACGAGGUAGGUUUGGAGCUGGCCUCGUCUUGCUCGAGAGGGCAACAGCAAUAGUUGUAGAUAAAGCCUAAGCCCUGCCUGUCCUGCCCUGGGGGAAGUGUCUUUGUGGGCAGCGUUUCCGCAUCUGCUGGUUGUAAAUAACRUGGAGCUGGGGGCGCCUCCCUCCCCAGCCUGCGACGCUGCCCCAUUCUUGCUGGAGCCCCCCACAAUCAGGUCUCCUGUGCGAGAGCUUGGGAGCGUCCUGCCCUAGUGCUGCCCUCCCAGCUCUUCCCUCCUUGCCUGGAGGUCUCUCUCUCUUCUCCUCCUCCUGGGGGAGCCUUUCCUGGGCUUGUGCAGGUGCCAGCCCUGGUUUCCACCAGCGCCACACAGGGGCACUUAAGAUUUUGGAAGACUCUGCUGCCCCUGUGCGCUCGGGCCAUCAGGGCCACAGGGGAGCUCCCAGGACCCUCACAGCCAGGGAAGCUCUCCGCUCCCUCCUUCAUUCUGAGACCUGAGCGACUCGGGCAAACCCCGGCGCUGUUUCUGCUUCCAAUGCAACUCCACACUACACGGCCGCGGUUCCCCGCGCGCACACGAGGCAAACAAACGGCUGCGGCUCCUUCCUGGAGGGCAGGGAGCUGCAGCCCCCUGGCCCGGCCCUCCCGCUGCCCGUCGUCUUCCUCGCGUUUCCACGAGGGCAGGGAGCUCGCACGGCGCCGCACAGCGCAGCACCCACCUCUGAGCAAUACCCUCCUCCCCGGCCCUGGCCCCGGCUGCUCUCCCGUCCCGAAGAGCCGGCUCUGGCGCCAGGGAAUCCGGCUGCUYUUUGUGAUCCGCCAGCUGCCCGGCRGGUGGGACACGCGGGACACRUCCUCCUCCAGCCACGGAGCUGCUGUUCCACAGAGCCACGUCUGCCCCGCGUGGGGCUCCUGCUCUGGUGACAAAAGGCAGCAGCUCC
This is a messenger RNA of Nothoprocta perdicaria, 5792 nucleotides long. RefSeq names its product transmembrane protein 94 (gene TMEM94). The transcript is spliced from 31 exons. Bases 94 to 4179 code for a protein of 1361 amino acids. The record is from RefSeq and is a predicted model, not a curated record. Lineage: Eukaryota; Metazoa; Chordata; Aves; Tinamiformes; Tinamidae.